Molecule: messenger RNA, 2854 nt
Organism: Tupaia belangeri chinensis (Chinese tree shrew)
Lineage: Eukaryota; Metazoa; Chordata; Mammalia; Scandentia; Tupaiidae
Gene: CDKN1A
Product: cyclin dependent kinase inhibitor 1A
Biological process (GO): regulation of G1/S transition of mitotic cell cycle; signal transduction by p53 class mediator; DNA damage response
Cellular component (GO): nucleus; cyclin-dependent protein kinase holoenzyme complex
Molecular function (GO): cyclin-dependent protein serine/threonine kinase inhibitor activity
Source: RefSeq, a predicted model, not a curated record
CUCUGGUCAAAUUAGAAAAUAAUAAAAAACAAAUAAAAUAAAUAAAAUAAUUCUUUAAGAAAGUCUAAGUAGCAAGUGGCAGAGAUUGGACUACAAACCAGGUAUUUAUUUAUUUGCUAGGUUUUUGCCAUAGGGCAUGUGCACUUGCCAGAGAGAGACAGAGAAAGGGCAAGUUAGAAACCAGCCUCCUCUGGUGGGGAUGGCCACGCUGCAAUCGCUCCUCCUUUCUCCUUUGGGGAUUGUGGUGUCUGCGCCCAAUGUGAUGUUCAAGUACCGGGUCCUGACUCAGACUGUGUUUGGGCAUGAGGGAGUCCAGUGCCUUAACCACUGUGCCACUUGCUGGUCCCAACCUGGGUGUUUCUUUUAUCCCAAAGCCUAGCUGUACUUCUAAUUUGCAGAGCAAGCUGGUCCCAUUUGGGCAUCUGGGUUGGAGCAGAUUCAGGAACCCGGAGUUGUUGUAGGCCUGAGCUGUGCAUUUGGGAUUGACCUCCGGGCCAGGGCCGGGAUUAGGAAACUGCUGGACUUGCAAUUCACACGUACUGGGGCAUUCACACCCAUGCCGGACACCUCAGGGGGGAAAACAUUGAUUUUAACUGAUAAUACCUGGUGGUAAACAGGACCCUGAUCCCUGCUGUUGCAAUAAAGCUUGCCUUUGUUGACAUAAACUUGCCCUUCAGCUGCCCACUCCCCCAGAGACCUUGGGGUGGGAGACCGGCUGAGCUCUGCCCCCACCCAGUGUCUGCCAUCUGCCGGUGCCAGGAUGGGGCCCUAUGGAAAGGGGACAGUGGAAAGCGAGCUGUAGGAAGACUUAGCUGAAGUGGCCAAGCCGAGCCUGGCCAGUUUCCCAAGUGACCAGAGGCUUCCUCUGUCUCAGCCGCAGGUGCCAUGUCGGAGCCGGCGAGGGGUGCCCGCCAAGUCCCAUGCAGCCGCAGGUGUGGCCGCAGGGUGUGCCGCCGCCUUUUCGGGCCCGUGGACAGCGAGCAGCUGCGCCGAGACUGCGACGAGCUGAUGGCGGGCUGUGUCCAGGAGGCCCGGGAGCGGUGGAACUUCGACUUCGUCACGGAGACGCCGCUGGAGGGUGACUUCGCCUGGGAGCGCGUGCGGGGCCUCGGCCUGCCUAAGGUCUACUUGCCCGCAGGGUCCCGGGACAGCCAAGAUGACCUGGGAGGGGGCAAGUGGCCCAGCACCUCGUCUGCCCUGCCGCAGGCCACAGCCCAGGAUGACCACGUGGACCUGCUGCUGUCCUGCACCCUCGUGCCUUGCUCCUCUGAGCGGCGAGAGGAAUCCCUGGGGGGGCCUGGAGCCUCCCAGGGCCGGAAACGGCGGCAGACCAGCAUGACAGACUACUACCACUCCAAACGCAGGAGGAUCUUCUCCAAGAGGACGCCCUAGUCUGCUUCCUGCUCCGGCAACCGGCCGCCUGGCUCCUCCCUCCUCUUCUGCCUUGGUCCCUCAGUUCCUGCGUGUGUCUUAAUUAUUAUUUGUGUUUUAAUUUAAACUCCUCAUGUACAUACCCUGCCCACCCAACCCCCCCAGCCUCUGGCAUUAAGAUUAUUUAAAGAAAAAUAGGCAGUAGAACAGUAGGCUGGUCAGAGUGCUGGGUAUUUUUAUUAUAUGAAAUAUUAUUUAAAACCUUCUCAUCCUAUGAGGUCAGUUCUGGGUCUCCUGGAGGCAAGGCGGGACAGGCUUCAUGCCAGCUACUUCCUCCUCCACCCUCACCUACGGGGUGGGGCCCUCAGAGGGCUCCAGCUCCCUCUCUCACAAUCUCAUAGGAAUUACAAAAUUCCACCCAUGUGCUGGGUUCUCUGACCUGAACUCCUUAUCAUUUGAAAAGGAAACGGAUAGCACUUUGUGGGGGCCCCAGCAGAGGGGGAACAUGACUGCAAACUUCGGAGUCCCCUGACCUCUAAGACUGGGCAGGCUGACCUUGAAGUGGGCACAGCCUAGGACAGAGCUGGGGACCUGUACCCUCUUGGCUUUUGACACCCCACUGUGCCCUGUGAAGGCAGGGGGGAGGUAGGGUCUGGUAGCAAAGCAUCCCCAUGUCCUUCACACCCUCUGUGCCACCCAGUGGCUCCCCAGGCCCUGCUCUGCAGCCCAGCUGCCCCUCUUGUCCAGCUGAGCCCUCGAGUCCCCCUCUGCUACUUUCCCUUCCCCCAUGUCCUUUCCCUCUAGAACCCUCUCAGCCCUGGGUGGUGGCCCGGGGGUCCCUCUCCACCCCCCACCAAAUGGACUGGAAGGGGAAGGGACACACAAGAAGUAGGGCUCCCUAGUUCUACCUCAGGUAGCUUAAGAAGCAACCGCCUCCUCCUCUUAGCUCGGGGUGGAGGUCCUGGGUGGUCAGACCGGCCUCCUUGGUGGGGUUCUCUCUGUGAGGGGUGUGUGGUUGGGGGAGCGGAGCUUUCUAGGACAGAGACACCAGCCCCUGGGUAUCACCCAGUAGUCCUCCCCACCUGCCCCUUCCCUCCCAUCUCAUUGCACUUUGAGUAGCAGCCGAACCAAGAGUCCGGUGUUUGAAGACAGUAGUCGAGGCAGGGGCUAGGGCACGGUGAGUGGGCUGCGGUGGGACCCGGAGUAGGGGUGCUAUUUUCUGGCACUGAAUACCGAGCCCCUGGGAGCACCAAUGCACUCGGUGGGUGUAACCCAGCUGCUUUCCUGCUCCUGUGACAUCCUGCCCUGGACUGUUCUCUCUUGGCCCCCUGUGUGUCCUGGUUCCCCUCUUCCCACCUGGAGACUGUAAGCCUCUCAAGGGCAGGGACCAUGCCCUGGGUUGCUCUGUCCUUCAAAGCUCCUCCUACAGAGCUGAGUAUACAGCAGGUGCUCAAUAAAUACGUCUCAGUGACUUCACUUUUAA